Boleophthalmus pectinirostris (great blue-spotted mudskipper) is the source of this 1441-nucleotide messenger RNA. RefSeq names its product location of vulva defective 1-like. The transcript has 13 exons. The record is from RefSeq and is a predicted model, not a curated record. NCBI's taxonomy places the organism in Eukaryota, Metazoa, Chordata, Actinopteri, Gobiiformes, Gobiidae. The coding region runs from base 690 to 1166 and encodes 158 amino acids.
GGUGAAGGGUGUCCCUUCUUGCAUUACAGAGCUUUGACUCAGUGGAUCAGCUGAAGCAGACGGACAGAGACCUGCAGCUAGACGGUGGCACUUCUCGUUUGGUUGCAUUUCACGAUGGACGUGUUGCUGCGCGCUCCUGCCCAACAGCGGAUCAAAUCUUUAUUUUUGCUUUAUCUUUUUACAGCCAGAACACUUGGCGUAUGUCCCAGACCCACGUUGGAAGGAACCAUGAUUCUCAGCGAUGCAGCCCUUUUGAUAAAUGAGUACCAAGACAACGAUGUGAUUACUUUGGCAUGUGCCAAUGGAUAUAUUCAAGACAGCGGGUCUGCAACCAUAAAAUGUAUUGAUGGGGCAUGGGGUGACCCAGAUCUAAUCUGCAAAAAGAAGGAUUGUGGACCACCACCUGUACAGCCACACAUGAUUGUUAACACAAGCGAAGGCACCCUAUUUGGUGCUCUAGCAACCGUCAAAUGUGAGAAAGGCUACUUAGUCAGGGGACCGUCUUAUAAGCAGUGCUUCAAUUCCGGCUGGACUGGGAGGAGCAUCAAAUGUGAAAUUGUAAAAUGUGAUGUGCCAGGGAAAUAACCAAUGGCAUACAUUCAUGGAAUUCAACAGAACGUCCACAAUAUGGAGAAUCUAUAUUUUAUUCAUGUGAUGAUGGAUACUUGCCGACUGGGAACACAACCAUCAUGUGCAAUGAAGAAGGUGAAUUUGAUUCUGCUCCACCUCAGUGUCUUGGUGUCACUAAAGAGGAUGUAUUUACUACACCAACUUCAACCACUACACCUCCAACACAAGAAACUUCAGCCUCUUCAACUUCAGCAGGCACAACAAGCACAGGUCCCAGAGACAGCUCGCACACAACCAGUGCCUCUUCAACUGUCUCUCUGUUCAGACAAGGUGAAGAUAUUUUGAGAGAUGCAGACAAUACUCCAACUACCAUAAAAUCAACUAUGUCAAAUUAUUCUCAAGGAGAUCAAAAUGAUGAUAUAGUUGAUACAAAAAAAGAUGUUGGAUACACGCCUGUAAUAAUCAGUGUGGUGUGUGUUUCAUUAGCUGCGUGCAUAGCAAUACUUUUUAUUCACAAGCUGCUUAACAAGAGAAAAGGCUCUUAUGACACCAGAGAAGACCUGAAGCCGGAGUUAUUACAGUUCCAAAAUCUAUAGUUUGGCCUCUACCUCCAGCUCACAAAAUGGAACAGCGCCUAUCUGUUGAGGAGCAUCUGUGACCGAGGACGGAUGUGCCUACAGACUGUAGCAGGGCCCAGGGUGGAGACUAACCACGCAAUCACUUUUGCACUUGAAGCAGAAGGUCUUCAGCCUGCCCAUAUAUGGAAGUGUAAUGACCACACACACCUUUGUAAUAAUCUAUUUUAUUAACACGCCUGUAAAUAGUUGUUUGUACCUUAUUUAUAAUAAACUGGAACCUUUACAUUUAUUAA